Molecule: messenger RNA, 912 nt
Organism: Budorcas taxicolor (takin)
Lineage: Eukaryota; Metazoa; Chordata; Mammalia; Artiodactyla; Bovidae
Gene: C13H20orf173
Product: chromosome 13 C20orf173 homolog
Exons: 6
Coding region: 1-912 (303 amino acids)
Molecular function (GO): beta-galactoside (CMP) alpha-2,3-sialyltransferase activity
Source: RefSeq, a predicted model, not a curated record
AUGGGUUUCCGGCUGCAGCAAGAGUCCCAGGUAGAGGAACCAGUUGGCCACCUGCCACUGGAGCCAUCACCUGGGCCAGACAGGAGGCACUGGUGGCAGAUUUUUGUCCUGUGCGUCUUCUGGAUGCUCCUCUUGUGGCUGAUGACCCCCUGCCUGAAUCUGAAGACUGACACAGCACCCCAGGAAAAAUGGAUGGACGGGGCACCACGGCAUUGCAGCUGCCCUUGGUUCAAAUUCUGGCAAUGUGGCUGCCCGUCCGGGAGUCUCAACCACUCUGUCUGCCACCACACAGCUGGAGAGCGCUGGUUUGAUGCAGGCUAUGAGAAGAUGAGGGGGUCCCUGAUGGGGGCAGCAGAGUCCACGCGCCCUGGUUCUGUGCUCUGGUGGUCGGACCUGAACGCAGCAAGCGAGCUGGGCAGAGUGUGGAAGAAGCUGCUCAAGGUGAUUCCCCGACCCUCAGUGAGCCAUUUUGAUCUCUUCUGUGGGACUUGUGCCCUGAUGGGGAAUUCAAAGAUCUUGCAGGCUGCCAGUCUCAGCAACAACGUCAACCGACCCAGCAUGGUCUCCAGGAAUGCCAGGGGCCAGGGUUCUUGGAGGCAGGUGCUGCUGCUGCUCCUGCAGCUCUUUGAUCUUGCGUGGACUUCAGAUGCUCUGAGUGAGGAGAUGGUGAUUGACCAACAUGAUAUGGUCCUCAGAAUGAACCAGGCACCUGUCCAAGGCUUUGAGGCGGACGUGGGAAAAAGGACUACUGUGCGCAUUACGUACCCCAAGAUAGACAGCCCUCAGGAUCCUGGUGCCCAGCUGCUGCUGCUUCCUCUGAAUUCAUCUGGUCUGAAGUGGGUCACGGACAUAGUGCAGAAAGACAGCAUCAUUCAGAAGGCAGAAAAUCCUGGGUAUGGUGGUGGAGGGUAG